Molecule: messenger RNA, 2056 nt
Organism: Antechinus flavipes (yellow-footed antechinus)
Lineage: Eukaryota; Metazoa; Chordata; Mammalia; Dasyuromorphia; Dasyuridae
Product: uroplakin-3b-like protein 1
Exons: 6
Coding region: 204-956 (250 amino acids)
Source: RefSeq, a predicted model, not a curated record
GAGUCAUCUUCUCCAGACCCAGGGUGUGUGCAUUUGGUGGGAGGGGGGAGGAGGCAGCGGGAGGAGGACCUUCUGGGUAGACCACAGACUCUCCCUCCACAACCCAUCUCCCUUCCAGACGGGUCCUGACUUAGACACUGUCCCCUCGGAGGGCUACGGACAUUCGACAGAAGGGACUUUGCAACGUUCCUUCCCUCUGGACCAUGGGGGUCCCCCAGGGAUGGCUCUUACAGCUGCUAUGGCUCCUAGUGACCAGCAUCCCAACUGAAGCCAGCCAGGAGAUUGAUUACACCCCAGUCCUCAGCAGGAAGCCUUUGGAAGGACGGUUCACCAGCUCUACAUUUACCCUGGAUCAGCCCAUUGGCCAGUUCAACAGCUCCACCAUCAGUGACACUGAUGACAUAUGGCUCGUGGUUGCCUUCAGCAACGCUACCCAGGACUUUGUAGCCCCUCGGCUGCCCCAAGACAUUCCCCAUGCUUCCACGUUCCUGGACAAAAAAUACUACAUGACUAUUCGGGCCCAUCGGGCGCUCUACUCCGGUGAGAUGAACGCCCGGGAGCUCCACAUCCUCCGGGUGGGCAACCAGACCAACUGCACCGUGAGUGAGUGCAACAAGCCUCUGCCGGGGCCCGGUCCUUACAGGGUGAAGUUCUUGGUGAUGAACAAUAACAAAGGCCCAGUGGCAGAAACAAAGUGGUCCGAGGACAUCACCCUGGCAAAACCGGUGGAGUUCUCUGAGUCCCGUGCCCCAGGCAAGAGUUCGGGUACCAUUGUCAUCAUAGUGAUCCUGGCCAUACUGCUCGCCCUCCUGUUUCUUGCUCUCGUGGCCCUGCUUGUCUACACUUGCUUUGACGUUUGUGGAACCAAGGAGAUCUCCGGCCCACAGGAGACCUUUCAAGUCAAAAAAUACAACACGCACCACGCCUUUAGUCCCUCGGACACCGGGAGAAGCUGAGGAUUCUCAGGGAGGGCAGCUCCCUCACUCCAGGAUGCCUUGUUCCCAUCCCCCGCCCCGCCCCUGUCCUCAUCACCCUCUGGCUCUUCCCACCCUGGAGUAGCUUCCAGUCCGUGGGAACCCCUGUGGCCAGGACCCCUCCAUCCCCUUCCCUGUGGAGAGUCCAUAAUCCUCGUGGGGACGGGGCCCAGUGAGCCCAGAGGGAAUCCUUAGUUCUGCCUCCCUGAACCCCUCUUCAUUCCAAGGAAGGACAUGGCCUCUGAGGUCCCUUCCAGUCUUGGGACACAUCCCUAGAAGGGAUCUCAAAGGUCCUCUCAUUUUACAGGCAGGGAAACUGAGGCCCAGACAGGGACCUUGUUCCAAGUCACCAAGACACAGACUCAUAAGCACAAAGGAUUUUUCAAGGCCCUCUAGUCUAAACAACUCAUUUUAUCACCUGCGGCCAUGAUACCUCGGGCCCUGCCUUCCUCUGGGCUCCAGAUCCAUCCCACAACACACACUCACACCCCACCCCCACCCCCCACCUGCAGGGAUUUGCUCCUCUCACCUACUUGGGAUGAAUGGACACCCCCCAGCCUCAGUCCCUUCUCUUCUAACCAAAUCCAACGGCAGCCAGUGAGCACUGAGCCCCGUGGGGCUGGGGGCCCUGGCCAUUGUGGUGGCCGAGCUGGGGUCACUAGCUUGGGGGGGUUGUUUCUGCAGGGAGUCCCCCCCCAGGGGUCUCUGAGAGCCGGACUGAUCAGAAAGUUUCCUAGACAAAGUGGGAUUUCUUGAUCGCCUGAAACCAGCUCUUUCCCAACCCCCUUUAGCAAAGGGGCCAGCUGGGGAGGGCAAGGGGUUCCAGCCCUGGUGUGUCCUAGCCCCCUUCUCUGCUGCACCGCUCCCUCCCCCCCACCCCCAGUCUCCAGGGAAGUUCCAAAUCCCUGCGGUUCUAUCAUUGGCCAAAGCAAAUGUAUUCACUUCCGAUGGCCCCAGAAAUGCUAUCACGAAUCGCUCCCUGAGAACUGAUUUCUAUGAACUUGCCUGAGGAGCUCCCAUGGUCUGAAUCUGGGAGAGAAGGAAGAGGAGGGAGUGGGAGGGAGAGGAGGAGGAGGAAGAGA